UUUUUCACCACUUCCGGUUUCAUAGCGGAUAUUUUUUUUCGAUGGUUCCUCAGAAACUACAAUGAAGAAAUAUGAAGACAUUCCAAAAGUGGUACUUGAUAAAAACCAUGCUUCAAUAAUGCUCUAGUGACUUCCACUUGCUUAAAUAACAAAAGAUAUUAAAAAAAAAACUGACCCUAGAUUUUGAUGUACCAAGGAAUUAUCAUUGAAAUGUAAGAAGCUUCCACACAAACAUUCAUCAUCAUGGUGAUUCCACAGUUUUGUAUAGGAAUUUUACUUCUGCUCGGAAUUAAGACUUUUGCACAGUUCUGUCCUUAUCCAGAUAAGUAUUAUAUCAAGAGAGGAGUGAACACUUAUUGUCAGAAGAUUUAUAACUGUAAACCAGGCUUUGAGAUUCGUCCCUGUGACAAAACCUGUGGGGAGGAGAAAUGUGUUCUAUGUCCCACUGGAACAUUUCAACCAUUCCUAAGUCACUCGGAUGAUCCAAUCCGAAAACAAUGCUUUAAGCCAGACUUAGAAUGUAACCCAAGAGAUACUAUUCCAGUGGAAAAUGGGACUUACUCUCAUAGCUGUGCUAUGCAGAGAAGCUGUGCUUGUAAUCACAGCAAGUGUUUCUAUGGAAACCCAUGUAUAUGUGAAAGAAACUUCAAACCUUGUGGUAUCGAUGAAGAGAUGAAUUACAAGGGAGAGUGUGUUAAGUGUAUGGAGGGCUAUAGGAAGCCUUACAGUGGCUGUGACCAGUGUGAGAGAAUCAUUCCAACAAUACCCCCUUCAACUCAGUCUCCAAUUCACAAUACACCCACAGCAAAAGUGACCACCAAACCUAACUCAGAUGUAGAUACGACCACCAAAUCCACCAAAUACAGUUCCAUUCUUGACCGCUCACCACGUACAACACCACCGAUGGUAGAACCAGGGAACCCAGGGGCGAAGCACCAGGAGGAGACAGAGGAGGGGGGAGGGCAAACUCUCAUCAUAGUGUUUGCAGUUAUUGGGGUGUUACUCGUUUUGGUCCUAAUUGUGGCAAUACUGUUGUACAAAUGUAAAUCUGGAAGACGCAGAAUUAUGAAGAAGAUUUGCAGAGAGAGAGAGGCAGAAGAACCAGAAAGGGUUAAUGGAGACUUGAACCAUUUAGAUCCAAUGGACAUUCCUGAAAUGGUUCAAACAGACACUACCAACAUUCGUGAACCACUGAUGCGAAUAUCUAUGGUUGAUAGCGGGUACGAGCCCCACCACCCUAGCCUGGACUCCCAGAUUUCGCAGACUUCACAUGUUUCUGUCUCCACUCCUGUGCAAGUCACGGACGGAAGUGAUGAUUUCCAUCCUUUAAUGAGGACAAUCAGCCAUGAUCCUGAUGCAUCCAGCCACUCUGCUUUGAUAACCAAUAGUUCCCCGAUAUCAGAGCUUGAUGAGUCGCCCUCUCUCACCACCUCCACCCUGGAUAGACCCAGCACUGUGUCAUCCAUGGCAGUGUCAGAACCCAUCCAACAGGAAAUAAACCUAGAUGUAAAAGGGACCAUUCCAUCAGAUGGUCAGUACAUAACUGAUGAAAUUGGCAGUGGGCAUGAUGAAAUUGAUGUGAGGAUUGGACGCACUGCCACAGAAAAUGAGGAGGACACUCAGGAGAAGGGGAAGGAAUCAGCACACCUAGAUAGUUUACAGGCAUCCAAACAACAAUCCUAGUGCUCCAUGAACAUUGCUUGUCCUUUAAUAAGGAUUUAAAGUUUUAAGUUUUAAAAUGCAAAUGUUUUCUUUUUAUUUAAUUGAAUGAAUAUGUGUGUACUUAUGACAUGAAGAUUUUUUUUAUGUUAAAUCUUCACAAACCUGGUGCAAAGUUUUAUAUGUAUUUUUUUAACUAGACUAUAAUGAAUUUUAGAAAUACAUGUUCAUACAUGUAUAUUUUAGGGUAAGAAUUGGUUUUUUUCUACAUUACUUUAUUGUUUUAAUGACAGAAAAUAAGUAAUAAAAAAUCUUGUAAUCAUCCAAAAACAUGGAUGAACUGGAUUUCAAAGAUACUCUCUUAUCAUUAAACAUCUCAAUCCUCAGUACUACUAUUCUAAACAAGACCAGUGUCUGAGAAGUUUGUGUCAAUCAGCAAUCAAACAUAGGCCGAAAUAUUUCAUUGUCAGCCAUUGGUUCAUUCAAAGUCACAAUAUAUGUCCAAUUUGGGUUACUCUGAGCUGUGUCUUUAAAAUCAGUGCAAUUAUUAUUUAGAACUAGAGUAAAUUUCAACUCAUUGUGAUGCCUGAACUAAAUACAGGAAAACACAGUUAUAGCAAGGACGCUUGUAAUGAAUUGAUGCUCACAGCGAAGUGAUUUUCAUUCCCCGUGAAUUUAUUACAUGUUGUUAACUUGAUGGAUAUAUUGAAUUACAUUUAUCACGAAGUGAAAUUGCCCAUCGCUGGUACUUUGUUAUAAGCAUGUUUCACUGUAGAUACAUCAUCCAAAUAGUUCUUUUUGAAAAUAACUUCCUCCAUUGCAGCUCCUCUGUCCCAGAUUGACAUUAUGUAGUACUGCUGGGUUUGCUCAUGGUUAUUUCAAGUUUUGUUUUCUGUUGUAAAUUAACCAGGUCUGUUGAAAUAUAACAUUGUGUUGUUGUUGUUGUUGUAAUACAAUGCGAUACAAAUUGUUGUAAAUUAACUUAUACAACUCCAGAGAUGCAUAUUGUCGUACACGCAUUACAUGUGUCUUUGCAAUGCAAUCUCAAAAUUACAAUUGUAUAGAAUUCUGAAAUUGUAAAGAACCAUGAUAUGAAUAAAUUAUUGCUGAUAGAUUUAUGCAUAAAUUAGUGCUAAUGGUACUACCAUUGAAUUUGGCAUUGUCAAGUUGGGUGAAUGUUGAAACCAAUUAAAAAGGGUUGUAUAUUUAAGUGUAUUCUUAUGGUACAAUAGUAGAAGUGUCUGUCCUAAUGUUUUAUUCUUUGUUUUAUCAUUAUAUAUACACAUACCUGUUCUCACCUGCAAUGUAGAAUGUUUUGAUGCUUUGUGUUGGUUUUAUCAGGACUGUAGAAUUUUAGCUAUAACCAUUUAAUACUUGUUUCUCACCAUUUUUUCUAAGAAUCUCUGUCUUUUGUUUCAUGAUUUCACUGUUUUCUACAUCCCUAUGACAAAUCAUAUUCAUUUCUGUAAUUUGAAAGACCAUAAUAUCAGAAAUUUUAGUAGGCCAUUUUCUGUGUUUCUAAUGAUCAGGGAAAUACCAUGUGCCUAUCAAACUAGUUCAUUGUAUAAAUCCAUAGAGCAGAUGUACAGUUAUAAACUCAUCAUUUCGUUAUCCAAUUCAUCGAGUUAUUUCACAGAUUUUGAUUUACAUCUUGCAUACACAUGUUAAAUCAUUUUUUCACAGAAUUCAAGAGAAGAUUUAUGAUCUUCCAUAGAAUCAAGCAAAGAUUUAUAAAGAAAAAUGUGCCAUAUUAAAAACCAGAAAUUAAGGUCAGACGCGACCUAUCUUCCAUUUUUUCUAUUUCUCCUAUCUCCACAUCGUGAAGAUGUCCACUAAGUAAUCCCAUAAUUAUUGUUUUAUGCUAUAUGAUACUUUUUUUAUUUAGAUAUAAGGAGUUCAAUUGAAAUAUAUAAUAUGGCUUUAUUUAUAGGGAUUCAAAUCCAUUUUGCAUGCUAUUUUAAGGAAAAUUCUAAAUAUUCUAGCUCUGCAAAGAGCGUGAUAAUGUACUCUGAAUUUUAAUUAACAGGAUUAAAUGUUAAUAAAUAAGGAAUUAUAUAUCAAGGAAAAUUAUAUAAAAUUGAGGAACGUCCCAUGUGUCCUUAAAACACAUCUUGCAUACACAUGUUAAAUCAUUUUUUCACAGAAUUUAAGUAAAGAUUUAUGAUUUUUCAUAGAAUUCAAGCAAAGAUUUAUAAAGAGAAAUUUGCCAUAUGAAAAACAUACAUGUUCAUACUGUAAAUGUAUGAAAAUUGUUUCUGUUUAUGAUUUUUUUCAGGGGAAGAGUGUAUAAAAUGAAAAAAUUAGGGCUAUAGUAUAAUUGAAAAAAUGGUGAGAAAAGAGCAAAAUAUACAUGUCUGUUGAAUAUUUUCAACCCCCCCCCCCCCCCCAAUACAAUGCAGUGCAUUGUUGAUGUAUUUGUAUGGUCAGUUUUCGGUUGAUAUUUGUAAGUACAUGAAGUUUAUGGAAGAUUAUAAACAUUGAGUUUCUGUUUACUUUAAAAUGUUCAUGUACAAGUUCAUCAUGUAAGAUUCACUUCGAAUUGUUAUAUUAAUCUAAUGAACUCAUUAGCAGUUUUGAUGGAAAUUUUUGAAUACAUUUUUUUUCAGGCACUUUGGGUCUAUCAAUUUUUACCAAAAGAUUUAAUAUUUAUGCAAUGAAAGAAUUUAAAUUUUGAUGAAAUUUUAUCUAAUGAUAAAUGUGAAAUUUGAUCAUGAUUUAGUAUAUACUACACACUUUGUUGCAGCUGAGAACAUCAUUUCAUAUCCUUUUCAAGAACAAAGUACAUAUUAUAUACACGUACCGGUAUUUUAUUUGAAUUUCAUUUGCAUUUUCAAAUAUGGUAUGUGUAAUUACUUUUUUGAUGAGUUUUUGAAUUGGGCACACAUGAAAAGCAUAACUUAACCCUACACAACGCCAGCUGAAACCCAAGGUUAUUAUAUGUAUAUGAAAUACGUGUAGUAAAGUGCAAAAAAAUAAUCCGCAUUUUUUGCACUUUACAUACAUGUCUGGCUGUAUUUGUGGCAAUUACAUAUCAAAAAUGGCAUUAUUGAAAUUUUGAUUCACUGAUUUAAAUAAAUGAAAUAUAUAUCCUUGUAUGGAGAAAUUAUAGAUAAAGCACAGCUAAUGAAAUUAAAUUAAAAAAAAAAAAGGAUAUGCUUAAUAUACAGAUUCUUAUAGUGUAAGAAGCUAUCAGUUUAUUUAAAAAAAAAAAAAAAAUUCUUUAAAAACCAUUUAUAAAAAUGGGUUGUUUUCUGUAUUAAAUGUAAGGGUAAAUUAUUUGAUGCAUAUUACAUGUAUUAUCAUUUUCCCUCUCAUUCUUUUCUACUCAAUCUUCAUCUCCUGUGUAUUUGCUCACUGUAUACAUGAUAUAUAUUUGUAGAUUUCAUGAUAUUUGUUAUGUUUAUGAGUUUUGACGUCAGUUAGUGCAACUAACAAUGUGAUACAAAUAUAAUACAAAGAGAAGAAGGGUGUUACUUAGAGUCUAUUCUACAGACGACGUGUCAAAUGCUUUCUAGAUUAUGUUUUGAUUUGCAGUAUUUUAUAUAUGUCUUUUACUUGUAGUAUACGUAUUUCUGGUACACAGCUGUAUGUUUGUUACAAAUUGUAUAUGCAUCAACCAAGUUGAAUGUUUCAAUCCAUAUUUUUGUUUGAAUAACUGUAGAGCUUUUUGAAUUACAUAAAAAUUAAUUUGUUUAUAAAGAAUACAAAGCACUUAC
This is a messenger RNA of Magallana angulata, 5375 nucleotides long. RefSeq lists its product as uncharacterized. The coding region runs from base 244 to 1683 and encodes 479 amino acids. The transcript has 13 exons. NCBI's taxonomy places the organism in Eukaryota, Metazoa, Mollusca, Bivalvia, Ostreida, Ostreidae. The record is from RefSeq and is a predicted model, not a curated record.